AUGUCUUCCACCUUCGACGCUUUCACCGUCGAAGACGACCACUUCUCCGCAGAAGCCGCCGGCUACAGUGAUUACACCACCUUCCCUGCUGAUGACGUCCCCGUCGACCACGUGGCGGCCGCUUCGCCGGAGAUCUUCGGCUUCAGCGAUCCCGAUUCAGGCUACAGCCACUCACCCUUCGAACAAGUGCAUGUAGUGGAGAAUGGGAACGAAAAUGGCUCCGAAAAUGGCUAUAGCAAUGGCGUUUUUGUCUCCGACGGGCCGGUGCUACCACCGCCUGGAGAAAUGGAGCCGGAGGAAGGUUACGUGCUUCGGGAGUGGCGCCGUCAAAAUGCCAUUCAGCUUGAGGAGAAGGAGAAAAGGGAAAAGGAAAUGAGAUUGAAAAUUAUUGAGGAAGCCGAGGAGUAUAAGGUGGCAUUUUAUGAGAAAAGGAAGCUUAAUGUUGAAACCAACAAGGUUCAAAACAGAGAAAGGGAAAAGUUAUACCUGGCUAAUCAAGAGAAAUUCCACAAAGAGGCUGACAAAAAUUACUGGAAAGCUAUAGGGGAGAUAAUUCCUCGUGAGGUUCCCAACAUUGAGAAGAAACGAAGCAAAAAGGAUCAGGAUAAGAAGCCAUCAAUCACAGUUGUCCAAGGCCCAAAGCCUGGCAAACCCACAGAUCUUUCUAGGUUGAGGCAGAUAUUGUUGAAGUUGAAGCAUACACCACCACCUCACAUGAUUCCCCCUCCCCCUGCACCUGCUAAAGACUCAAAAGAGGGGAAAGAUGGAAAAGAAACAGCACCUAAAACAAAUGGAUCUGCACCAGUAAGUACACCUGGGUCACUACCAAAGGAUGCCACCACCAAUAACGGUACUGCAGAUUUACCCCAGAAAGAAGCUCCACUACCCCCUGAGGAGCAGUCUUCCACAUAA
Molecule: messenger RNA, 912 nt
Organism: Sphenostylis stenocarpa
Lineage: Eukaryota; Viridiplantae; Streptophyta; Magnoliopsida; Fabales; Fabaceae
Source: the annotation of a GenBank genome assembly